AGUUUGUUGACAGCUCUGCAGAAUUUGGACUCGUGCAUACCCACAGUUGCGGGUCAAUAUCCUUUGCGGACGUGGCUGUGCAGUUCACCUGGGAGGAGUGGCAGCUGCUGGGCCCUGCUCAGAAGGACAUGUACCAAGAUGUGAUGUUGGAGAACUAUAGCAACCUGGUGUCACUAGAAGUCUGGCAAAGUGACAUUCAUGCAACAUGGCACCAGGAGAAUCAAGAUCCCCUUAAAAAUAUGGAGAGAAAUCAAGAAUGUGAUACAUUUAGGGAGACACUUUAUCUUGGUAUAAACCUUGGUCCCAUAAGAAAAAAAUUCCAUAAAUGUAACUCACAUGGGAAAAGUUCAAAACAUAGCUCAGAUUUACUUAUUCAGAAUAAAAUCCAUGCAAAAAGGAAAACUGAGGAAAUCAGUAAACGUGGGAAAUCACUUCUCCCUAUAGUAAAAUGUCAUGUAUGUCAUGAAUGUGGAAAAGCCUUCAGCCAUAAGUCAGAACUUGACAGACAUCUGAGAACUCAUACAGGAGAAAAACCCUAUAGAUGUAGUGACUGUGGAAAAACAUUCACUAUGAAGCAUCACCUGGAUGUACAUCAGAAAACUCACACGGACGAGAAGCCUUAUAAAUGCAGUGAAUGUGGAAAAGGCUCUAGAACAAAGGCAGAUCUUGGCAGACAUUAUAAUACUCAUACAGGAGAGAAGUCCUAUGUAUGCAAUGAAUGUGGGAAAGCUUUGAGAGAUCAGUCAAGCCUUAACAGACAUCUGAGAACUCAUACAGGAGGGAAACCCUAUGCUUGCUCUGACUGUCUGAAGACCUUUAGUGAUAAAUCUUAUUUAAACAGACAUCAGAAAACACACUCAGGAGAGAAACCCUAUGGAUGCAGUAAAUGUGGGAAGGCCUUUCGUAAUAAGGCACAUGUGAAUCAACAUCUUAGAACUCAUUCAGGAAAGAAACCCUAUGUAUGCAGUGAAUGUGGAAAAGCCUUUCAGAUGAAGGCAUACCUCAAAAAACAUCUCAAAACUCAUUCAGGGGAGAAACCUUAUGUAUGCAGUGAAUGUGGGUAUGCCUUUCUCCAGAAAUCAAAUCUCAUGAGACAUUAUACAGUUCAUGUUUGGCAGGAAGUCUAAGGAUGUAGUGUGCUUCUUAUAGCCAAUAUUCAUGGCCCCCAAUGAUCCAGGACUCUUGGUAUUUAUACCCAUGUGUGAAGCCCUCCAGAACUGAAUUGGGGCGAGUGCGUGUGGCCAGUAUGAUAUGUUGGAAGUGAUGGUGAGUGACUUCCCACACUAGGUCAUAAGAGCUCUUGCAGCUUCCAUCUAGAGCACUUGGAUUGCUAGCUCUGGGUGAAGGAAUGAGACCCUGAGGACAUGCAAGAACCCCCUGGAGAGCCCAACAUGGAGAGAAAAUAAGGCCCCCAACCGACAGCAUCUACCAUGUUUGUGUACCCUGGAAGUGGAUCUGCCAUCCCCGGUCAAGCUUUCAGAUAGCUGCAUCCCCAGCCAGCAUGACUGCAACUUGGUCGUAUGGAGAGACCCCAAGUGAAAACUGCCAGCUGAACCAUUCCCAAAUUCCUUACUAACAGAAACCAUGAUAAGCAAAUGACUAUUGUUGUUUUAAGCUACUAAGUUUUGUGCUAAUUUUAUUAUGCAACAUUAGAUAACUGUAACAGUGAAAGACUUUACUAACAAAUGACAAUGUAUGCCACGGAAUGUGUACAGGAAUGAAGGCUAUGAUUUGGGAAUGCUGUUAGCAAGAAGUUUAAUCACACUGAAUAUCAAGGAAUUUAUAUUGAAAGAAAUCUCUGUCCAGUGAAUUUGGAGAAAACUGUUUUGAUCAGACAAGUUACAUGUGAAAAAAAUUUUAUGGGUGCAGUAGAUGGAUUAAAGCAUUUUACUUGAAGGCGUGCCUUAUGUGGAAAGAAAAAACUCAACAGAAUAUAAUAAAUAAAUAGCUUAGUUAUACCAGAAAAUACAUAAAUUAAAACUUACUAAUGUUCUAAUUUAGGUAUGCCUUCAAGAAGAACAACCACAUUACAUAUCAGAAUUUUUAUUUAAUGUGUUUAGAAAGUACUUGGUAAGAAUGGUAACAGACAUUUCCAGCUGUAGUGUGGAAAGGUCCAAAAUCCAUUUCUCAGGUUCAGUAAAAACAGAGUUGAUCAUUUCAACUUUCAGGAAACAGGGUGUACUUGCAUCUGGGAUUUCUUUAAGAUUGGAGUUGUAGACCAGAAAUAGCCAUAACAGAUAGCAUUUUUUUAAAGAAGUUUUAUUUCAUAAUGUUAUUAUGGAAGAAUAUUUCCCAGUGGGAAAUAUUACAGUAAAUGUUCAAAAUAAAUCAUAGGCAUAUUCUCUGGGUAUAAAGCUGUUUACAGUGGAACAAAUUAAAUGUUUAAUAGAAGCAAUAGAAUAGCCUCAAAAGUAUAUGGGGAUUACACUACUGAGAAUAUUACAUUAAAUGAUUUAAUGUAUUUGGGAGUGCUUGUGUAAUAAUACAGUUGUGAAUAUAAAAUGCUCUGUUGUAGAAAGAAUGACAUCCACCAAGAUUUCUACUAUUAUUUUUCAUAAAUUUCCAACCUACAGAAAAAUGGAAAGGGAGAACUGGCCAAAAGCACUGUUAUUAACCACAUAAGAUAAAUUCCACAAUAAAGAGAGUCCACAUUUUAAGGGGAUAAACUUCAGUAAAACCCUACAAAUAAACCAGAUCUGUGCCCUCCAGCAUUAAAAUAAGAAAGUUUAAAGAUGUUUAGUUUAUGACUUUAUAGAACCUCACAGGAACUAUUGUCAGUAUAUCCUUCUGGGUACUCAGCUUUUUGAAAAAGUGUAAUCUACAUGCAGAGGUAUUCUGGAAUGUUUGAUUCUCUUAAUAAUUGGGGGCAGCAUUUGCUAAGGAAAGAGAAAGUUGGGGCCCUGUUUGAAGUCCAGACCUCCUGUGAGUCUGAGGUGAACUUUCUACUCUUCACUUAACGUGUUCAGCUUUCUCUGGUAGAUGUAGUUAAUGGUAUGUAUUCACAUAAUGUCUGUGUUUAACAUUUGGCAGCAUUCUAAAAUGUGGGCUUUAGGGAUUCAGUGGUGAAGAAAAUUGUGCCUCCCCUUAUAGCCAAGGAGGGAAAGCCAACAAUAAGCAAAUAAAUAGAUAAAAUGUAUCAAGUGAUAAGUGGUAAAUAAAGAUUUACAGAGAAGUUGGCGCUUGAGCUGAAAUUUUAAGAAUGAGAGGUAGUUCCCCAAGUUUAGAUCAUUGAAAUGACAUCCUGAAUUUCAGUUCUAUAAUAUCACAACUCAGCAUUUACAAAUACAUUGAAUCACAUACGCCUGUGCAAUACCUGCCUGAUCUAAAGAUAAAGUCAAGGUGCAACAGUAAAAUUUUUAUUAGCAUCUCAGAAAGAUCAAAGUUCAUGCCUUAGAAUACAUUCAGUCAAACAAAAGGCCCUCUAAAGAGAUUAAAAGUGUGUCCCACAGAUCCUGUUAAUUAAACCAUAGGAAUUCUAGGAACCUUAAGAUUGUUGUUCCUCUGCCAUCUCAGCAAAACUGCAAGGUAGAAUAGAAAUCAGCUCAGAGAUUUGUGGAUUUGGCUUUUCUCUAAUGGA
Messenger RNA from Choloepus didactylus (southern two-toed sloth), 3577 nucleotides. RefSeq names its product gastrula zinc finger protein XlCGF7.1-like. The record is from RefSeq and is a predicted model, not a curated record. Bases 129 to 1127 code for a protein of 332 amino acids. The transcript has 3 exons. Gene Ontology annotation, biological process: regulation of transcription by RNA polymerase II. Gene Ontology annotation, molecular function: DNA-binding transcription factor activity, RNA polymerase II-specific; RNA polymerase II cis-regulatory region sequence-specific DNA binding. NCBI's taxonomy places the organism in Eukaryota, Metazoa, Chordata, Mammalia, Pilosa, Megalonychidae.